Manihot esculenta (cassava) is the source of this 1400-nucleotide messenger RNA. RefSeq names its product protein LPA3. The transcript has 10 exons. The record is from RefSeq and is a predicted model, not a curated record. Lineage: Eukaryota; Viridiplantae; Streptophyta; Magnoliopsida; Malpighiales; Euphorbiaceae. The coding region runs from base 38 to 1063 and encodes 341 amino acids.
AGGAUGAGUCGGCCUAUCUCAACCAACGAAAACUGAAAUGACCAUGCCACUCAUGGCCUUCUCGCUUUCCUCCCUCUCCGCCCCUAGCUCCUCUCUUCCUCUUCUGUCUUUCCCUCGCUCUACGCCACUCUUCUCUCUGUCCCCUACUCUCCCAAAACUUCCUUUCACCUUCAAAAUCCACUGCGCCAGCACCAACAAACAACAAGACUCUCAGUCACCAGCGACCUCGAGUUUCGACCCCAAAAGGGGAGUAGCAGUUUACAAGCCCAAGUCUUAUGAAGUGCUCGCCGCUGAUGCUGCCAAUUCUCUCGCUUUUGCUCUCCAGGAUGGAAAAAUCCGCUUGGAAAUUGAUUUCCCGCCCUUGCCUAGCAACAUUUCUUCUUAUAAGGGAUCUUCAGAUGAGUUCAUUGAUGCCAACAUUCAACUUGCGUUGGCUGUUAUCAAGAAGCUCCAAGAGAAGAUGGAAACCAGAGCUUGCAUCGUGUUCCCUGACAAGCCAGAAAAGCGCAGGGCUUCUCAGCUUUUCAAAGCAGCUCUUGACUCGAUUGAUGGCAUAAGCAUAGGUUCACUUGAUGAUCUCCCCAGUGGUGCCGUCACCACAUUUUUCAAGUCAAUAAGAAACACCUUAGAUUUUGAUUUUGAAGAUGAUAAUGAAGGUCGAUGGCAGUCCAAUGAGCCACCAAGCCUUUAUGUAUUUAUUAAUUGUAGCACACGUGAACUUUCUGUUAUAGAGAAGUAUGUGGAAAAAUUUGCCACUUCAACCCCAACACUUUUGUUCAAUCUUGAACUGGAUACAUUGCGUGCUGACUUAGGGCUUCUGGGAUUUCCACCCAAAGCUUUGCACUUCCGAUUUCUAUCUCAGUUCACCCCUGUAUUCUAUAUUCGAAUAAGGGAGUACUCAAAGACAGUAGCAGUAGCACCUUUUAUCGUCAAUUACAGUGGAGCAUUGUUUCGUCAGUACCCUGGUAUUACAUUGAGUGAUAUUGAAAGCCUACGGUUUCAUUUUAUAAUGGUGAACAUAAAUGGGAGAACAAUAGAGCAAGGGUGCAACUACGUCAGUUAAUCAUUAUACUAGGAGCAGAGCUUACAAUCAGCCACCACCACUAACAACAUACAUUAACUGCUAGCCAUCAUUUGACAAAAGCUAACCCAAAUCACAGCUAUUGAACAGAGAAAAGUUGCUCAUAGUUAUGGGGAGUUCAUAGACUAGCCUUUGUACUUAGGGAACAAAAAUAAUCCUUUUGAUUGUCUAGCCUGAUGGUCCUACCAGUAACUGUCGGGCGGUUCUUCUAUUUCAUAGUUGAUCACUGAUUUCAUCAUUAUUAAUAUGUUUCCUAUUACCUCAAUUUAGAUUUUAAUUUUAUUUCUUGUCCAUUGUUUAACUUGUAACAUGUGCAACU